Molecule: messenger RNA, 474 nt
Organism: Staurois parvus
Lineage: Eukaryota; Metazoa; Chordata; Amphibia; Anura; Ranidae
Source: the annotation of a GenBank genome assembly
AUGAAAAUCUCCAACAUCGGAUUGACUAAGAUCUGCUUCCUGCUGUCCGUGUCAGUCUACAUAAUAAUCUUCCUUCUCGGUUCGCGGAGGCAGCAUGUCCUACCCAAGCCACUGCCGGUCCCCGCCUGUAAUCUCACCUGUUCCCACAGCUACCGGGAGCCCCGGUCUGAGGUCACCAGGCUUUCCACUGCCAUACAGACUCGAAGCAACCAUUCCCAAGAGUGGAAGGGAGACCAACUGAAGUCCCCUGUACACAUUGGCCUGAAGGAUGAUUUUCGUUCAAGCAAACUUCUUCAGUUAGAAGAUCUAUUUAUCGCGGUGAAGACCACUAAGAAAUAUCACAAAUCUCGUAUGGACCUUCUUCUGCAGACCUGGAUCUCCCAAGCAAAUAAGCAGACAUUUAUCUUUACAGAUUUCGAAGACCAAGAGCUGCGCCAGAGAGCAGGUAAGGAACACCAGGGUAUCAGGGAAUAG